Messenger RNA from Closterium sp. NIES-65, 6021 nucleotides. The record is from the annotation of a GenBank genome assembly. Lineage: Eukaryota; Viridiplantae; Streptophyta; Zygnematophyceae; Desmidiales; Closteriaceae.
AUGGCUGGAUGCCGGCCGUUGUUCCAGGAACGUACGUUUCCAGGAUGGCCGGUGGUGAAGGCUUCGUGCUUGCAGGGACCUAUUCUGAGAACUAUCGAACCGUGCUUCCCCUCUACUCUGACCUUCCCUCGUGCCUCCCUUCCCUCGCACUCUCAAAAUCACCAACCUGUGCCUUCCCCUCCCCCACCUUCUUCUCACUCUCUUCCCCUCAGAGUGCUAACGAGCCUGGUGGCGAAAGGGGUCUUCCCUGACACCCUAGUGCUCACAAGCCUGGUGGCAAACGGGGUCUUUCCGGACCCUCUCUUCGGCACCAACACGCGCGACUGCAUUCCUGACAUCGCCCACGCCGGCCGCCCCUUCUACACCUUCCUCUUCCGCCGCUGCUUCCACCUGCCUGCCGCUAAUUCAUCCUCUCAGGCUCUGCUGCACUGCCAGCCGUCCUGCUCGUCUGUAGCUGCUGCUACUGCUGGUGGUGCUGCUGUUGCUGGUGAUAAGGGGUGCUGUGGCCGGGAUGGCUGUAGUGGGUGUGCUGGGUGUGGGUGUGAGAGUCAUGAGUGGGAGCGAGUGUGGCUGUGCUUCCGUGGCGUCAACUACUCACUCUCCGUCUUCCUUAACGGCCGCCAACUCAGCAUCGACCAGCCAGCUGGCAUGUUCCUGCGGCGCCAGCUGGACAUCACUGACCUGGCCAGAAGGGGAGACAUUGGCGAGAGCCAUUGCAGUAAAAUCUGUAGCAAUAGGAGCAAGGGAUGUAGCAGUGAAUGUGGGUGUAACAGGUGUGGCAGCAGCGAGAGCAGGAACCAGUUGGCAGUGGUGGUUAAUCCAGUGGACCACCCGGGGAACGUGGAUGGGGGAGGGCAGGGCGGCGACCACCAGGUGGCCAAGGAUGUCACAGCUCAAUACGUGGAGGGCUGGGAUUGGAUCAUUCCCAUCCGGGAUCGCAACACGGGCAUGUGGGAUCAAGUGCACGUGGCUGUCACAGGGCCCGUGACCAUCGGGGACCCUCAUCUCGUGGCUGUCUUCGCGUCCCAACGCUGCAAUGACACGCAAGCAGAUGGAGCGAAGAGGGAGCAUGCAGAUGGAGCCAGUGCAAAGGAUGAUGUCACCCAUCCAUCAGUUCUUCCCUGCAACACCCACACACACGCGCCUCCUCCUUCCUCCUCCUCCACUCCCGCCCCUCCCGCCCCUCCCUUCUGCCCCUCUGCCGCGUCUCUCCACUGCUCCCUCACCCUCACCAACUCCCUUCCCAUCCCCCUCCGCACGCGCGUGUCUCUCGAGCUUGCCUUCACUCCCGGCCCACACCAGAGGGGCGGUGGAGGGGCGCUUGGACGGGGAGGGGCGAGGGGAUGGGGGGGUGGGGAAGGGGGGAGGGUGAGCGGGGAGGGGGUGUGGGAGGAGGAGGAGGGGGAAGGGGAGGGGUUUGUGAUGGUGGAGGGAGUGAGGGAGGAGGAGGUGGAGGUACCGGGCAACAGCAGCAUCACUCACACAUUCCAGCCGCUACUCGUGUCCCGCCCCCACCUGUGGUGGCCCAAUGGCAUGGGUGCACCGUCGCUGUACGAUGUGGCAAUCACCGCCUCUGUGCUGCACCCCUCCUGCCUCGCAUCCUGCCACCCCACUGGGAAAGCCACAGUGGCAGUGGAUGACCUGUUGUCGUCAGCCUCACCCACUUCCCUACCAACCUCCUAUCCACAUCUCUCCUCACCUUCCCACUCCUCACCUGACUCUUCCUCGCCACAACCCCCCGCGCCUGCCUCUGCAUCCUGGAGCCGGAUUCUCUCUCACACGCUGACUCACAGUCUCGGGCAGGCGAAAAGUUUUGUCAGCUCGGCCUUGUAUGGCAGGGAUGGGGAUGUGGAGAAGGGGGAGGGUAGAGAGCAAGGGGAGGGGGGGUGGAUACAGAGUGACGUGUGGGGCAGCAAGUUUGGGUUCCGACAGAUUGACAGCUAUGUGGAAGAGGGCAGUGGCGGCAGGGUAUUUUUCAUCAACGGCUGCCCGCUCUUCAUACGCGGGACCAAUUGGAUCGUCUCGGACGCGAUGCUGCGCCUCUCAGCGGAGCGCUACUGGGCAGAGAUGAAACUUUUCGCGUGUGCUCGGGUGAACAUGAUUCGCGUGUGGGCGGGGGCUCUCAUGGAACGGCCUGAGUUCUACAACGCCUGUGACCAGCUGGGGAUCCUGGUGUGGCAGGAGUUUUGGAUCACGGGCGACUGCAACGGCCGCGGCCUGCCCCCGUCAGACCCCUCCUGGCCGCUGGACCACCGCCUCUUCCUCUCCUGUGCACAAGACAGCGUCCGCAUGCUGCGCAACCAUGCCAGCCUGGCGCUCUGGGUGGGCGGCAACGAGACCGUGCCCGCUGCUGACCUCAAUGACUCGCUCAAGAGCAUGCUGCGCUUUUAUAAAGCUAAGUCAGACCCAGACCCGUCACUACUGCUGGACGGCACAAGGGCAUACAUAGAGGGCUCCCUAUGGAGCGGCAGCUUUGCCGACAGCCAGGAUCAGGACCCCUCACUACUGCUGGACGGCACAAGGGCGUACAUAGAGGGCUCCCUAUGGGGUGGCUUUGCCGACAGCAAGGGAGGCUGGACGGACGGGCCUUACGGCAUCCAGAACCCUGAAGAUUUCUUCUGCCCGGAUUACUACCCGUACGCGUUUAACCCCGAGAUCGGGUCCGUUGGGGUGCCCGAGGCAGAAAGCUUGCGCGAGUUUUUUCCCGAGAGUGAUUGGAGCCCGCCGGUGUUUGGGAGGGCGUGGGAGGAGUGUGGAGGGGAGUGUGUGGAGGAGGAGAGUGAGGGGUGGAAGGUGCAUACGUACAUACCGUAUGGCAUGGUGGGAGUGGAGUCAGAUGGUGGGGGCGAGGUGGGUGGAGGAGGGGCGAGACGGCAAGCAGGCAGGCAACAGCAAGCAGGUGUGCUGCAGCAAGGAGUUGUUAUUGGAUUGGAGCAGGGGGGAGAAGGAGAGGAAGCGAGGAUGCAGGAGGCAGCAGAAGGGAGGGUGAAAUGGAAGAGGGGGUCGGUGCGAGUGAAGAACCAGAUCCUCACGUAUGGGCCCGUGGAGGGACUUGAUGACUUCUGUGCCAAAGCCCAGCUCGCCAACUACCUGCAGUACCGGUCACUGUUUGAGGCAUGGAGCGCGCGCAUGUGGGAGCGGUACACAGGGGUGUUGCUGUGGAAGGGGCAGAACCCCUGGGGGGGGCUGCGCGGGCAGCUGUACGACCACCUGCUGGCCGCCACUGGAGGGCUGUUCGGCGUGCGCUGUGCCCUGGAGCCCAUUCAUGUGCAGCUGGACUUACACUCGGGCAAAGUGCAGCCCCUUCACGUGCAGUUGGACCUGCACUCGGGGCAAGUGCAGAUGUGUGGUGGUCGUGCAGAUGUGUGGUGCUCGUGCAGAUGUGUGGUGGUCGUGCAGAUGUGUGGUGCUCGUGCAGAUGUGUGGUGGUCGUUUGACUGCGGUAAGCAGUCAGUUGCCACCUGUUUGCGGGCUGUACGGCGUGCGCUGUGCUGUGCGCUGAACUUUAUUCACGUGCCGCAGCACCUGCACUCGGGGCACAUGCAGGUGGUCAACACCACACCCCAUGCUCUCUCCUCCCUCUCUGUGGAAGCUUCCAUCCACCUUCCCAGCGGCCACUGCCUGUGGCACGCCUCCUCCUCCCUCCCCGCCUCUUUCACGCCCCCACCUGCUCCCCACUCACUCGCCUGCCCGCCGUUUUCAUGCACAGAGACUCAGCUUCAGGUGCACCUCCCACGCCUCCCCGUCUCCCCUCCCAGCCCACCCCCCACCGUCUUCCUCCUCCUCCGCCUGCUCCACUUCCCUGACCCUACCACAUCCUCCUCCCAAAAUCUCCCAUCCUCCCCAUACCACACCGGCUCCUCGCCGCACCUCCCACCAAUGCCAUCUAUUUCCGCGGGCAGUCGUGCAACCAAUGCCCGCACAGCAGGGAUGCAUCUACCACCCAGUGAGGCCCAUGGAGGGAGGUCUAUCUGGUGGAGGGCGUAUCUGCUGGUGAGCAAUCCUGUGAAUGGAGGCGUUUUGGAUGGAAGGCAGAGCGCAGAUCGGCAAGGAAACGGAGGAGCAGCAGUGGGGGGGCGCACUGGGACUUUGAAUGAGCCUGCUGCAGGAGUGAAUGAGGACGAGAGCGUUGAUGGAGGUGUGGCGUUCUUUGUCCGUUUCAAUGUGCGCCGGCGGGUGGACGGCAAGAGGGUGCUUCCUGCAGUGUACUCUGAGAAUUACCUCUCGCUGCUACCUGGUGAGGAGGUCACUGUACAGGUGGAGUUCGCUCAUGAGCCUUGCUCUGCAUGCGUUGAGGGAAGUCCCUCCAGUGGCUCGAGCUGUUCAGGCUGCAAGUGUGACAAGGGAAUAGCCCUUCUCCUAACUCAGGUUGCCAACAUGGGUAAGGAAAAGUUGCACAUCAACAUUGUCGUCAUCGGCCAUGUCGACUCCGGCAAAUCGACGACGACUGGUCAUCUCAUCUACAAGCUGGGUGGGAUUGACAAGCGUGUGAUUGAGCGUUUCGAGAAGGAAGCCGCUGAAAUGAACAAGAGGUCCUUCAAGUACGCCUGGGUGCUGGACAAGCUCAAGGCGGAGCGCGAGCGUGGUAUUACCAUCGAUAUCGCUCUGUGGAAGUUCGAGACCAACAAGUACUACUGCACGGUCAUUGACGCUCCCGGCCAUCGCGAUUUCAUCAAGAACAUGAUUACGGGAACCUCGCAGGCUGACUGCGCUGUUCUGAUCAUCGACUCCACCACUGGUGGUUUCGAGGCCGGUAUUUCCAAGGAUGGUCAGACCCGUGAGCACGCUCUGCUGGCGUUCACCCUUGGUGUGAAGCAGAUGAUCUGCUGCUGCAACAAGAUGGAUGCCACCACCCCCAAGUACUCCAAGGCUCGUUACGAGGAAAUCGUGAAGGAGGUGUCGUCGUACCUGAAGAAGGUCGGCUACAACCCUGACAAGAUUCCCUUCGUGCCCAUCUCUGGUUUCGAGGGUGACAACAUGAUUGAGCGCUCCACCAACCUGGACUGGUACAAGGGCCCCACCCUGCUGGAGGCUCUGGAUCAGGUGUCCGAGCCCAAGAGGCCGUCCGACAAGCCCCUGCGUCUGCCCCUCCAGGACGUGUACAAGAUCGGCGGUAUCGGAACAGUUCCGGUCGGUCGAGUGGAGACUGGUGUGCUGAAGCCCGGUAUGGUUGUGGUGUUCGCUCCCAGCGGUCUGACCACUGAGGUUAAGUCGGUGGAGAUGCACCACGAGUCUCUGCCCGAGGCUGGCCCCGGUGACAACGUUGGCUUCAACGUGAAGAACGUGUCGGUGAAGGAGCUCAAGCGUGGCUUCGUCGCGUCUGACUCGAAGAACGACCCCGCCAGGGAGGCUGCCAACUUCACCUCGCAGGUCAUCAUCAUGAACCACCCUGGCCAGAUCGGUAAUGGCUACGCGCCUGUGCUGGAUUGCCACACGUCCCACAUUGCUGUGAAGUUCUCUGAGAUUAUCACCAAGGUGGACAGGCGUUCCGGCAAGGAGCUGGAGAAGGAGCCCAAGUUUGUGAAGAACGGUGAUGCUUGCUUCGUGAAGAUGGUUCCCACCAAGCCCAUGUGCGUCGAGACCUUCUCCGAGUACCCUCCUCUUGGACGCUUCGCUGUGCGUGACAUGAGGCAAACAGUGGCCGUCGGUGUCAUCAAGAGCGUUGAGAAGAAGGAUCCCUCUGGUGCCAAGGCGAAGGUGUUCACAGUGGGCGGCAGUGGGUUGAGUCCGUGGGGAUACGGCGUGAAGAAGUGGAAGCCCAAGGGCGUCAUUCACGCCGGAGACACUCUCGUGUUCAAGUGGAGGGGCAUCCCGCAUGACGUGUGGAUCAUGAACACCAUGGACGCGUACAACAACUGUGACUUUGGGGCGGCCACUAGGAAGACUGGCAUCACAUCUGUGGGGAAGUACAAGUACAAGGUUCCAGCUUCAGCAAAAGGCACAUCGAUUCUCUUCUCCUGCAGUGUGCCUGGCCACUGCUCCGCAUUCAACAUGAAAGUGGCUGUACCGAUCCAUGCAUAA